Molecule: messenger RNA, 249 nt
Organism: Saitoella complicata NRRL Y-17804
Lineage: Eukaryota; Fungi; Ascomycota; Saitoellomycetes; Saitoellales; Saitoellaceae
Exons: 2
Coding region: 1-249 (82 amino acids)
Source: RefSeq, a predicted model, not a curated record
AUGGCCGGUGAAUCAAAGACCGUCUGGCAAGCAUACAAGUCCAUUCCACCACAGACUCGCAUGAUCAUGGGGUUUGCCGGAUUGGCCCUUAGUGUCGCCGGUAUGUACUGGGCGGAUUACGAGGAGAAGAGGAGGCCUGUUAGCGAGGACGAAUGGAGGAAGUUGCCUAUUCGCAUUGAAACGGUUGAACGCUUGCCCGAGGCACCGGUUGUGCCCGGAUCAUCAACGGAGUUGAACCAAAAGAUCUAA